Molecule: messenger RNA, 1509 nt
Organism: Parathielavia appendiculata
Lineage: Eukaryota; Fungi; Ascomycota; Sordariomycetes; Sordariales; Chaetomiaceae
Exons: 3
Coding region: 1-1509 (502 amino acids)
Biological process (GO): resolution of meiotic recombination intermediates; replication fork processing
Cellular component (GO): FANCM-MHF complex
Molecular function (GO): protein heterodimerization activity; chromatin binding
Source: RefSeq, a predicted model, not a curated record
AUGGCUCGCGAAAGCCAGCGCCCGGCCGCGACGCCGACAAGACGGGCCUCGAGUGAAGGGCCAGUGACCUCGAUUUACCGACAACCCGUGCUCAGAACGCCCGGAAGUCACGCACGGGGCCUUCAGCGCCCGCAGGCGACAUCAGCAUCAGGCAGGAAGAUCGCGCCUCCGACUGCGACGCCACAUGCUCGCGCCGCAUUCCGGACCAUCGACUCGCGCCGGGCAGCCAUCUUCACGCCGCAUCGCGCCAGGCGGAAGAGCUUGCGCGAGGUGCGCGACUCGCCCCGGGACUUCUUGCUUUCUCUAGGACGAAUGUUGGCACGCAACACAGAGGUGAUUACAACAUCAUCCUCCUCAUCGCCUGGGGAGGAAGACAAGACGCUCGGCUCGGAUGGCGCAGGCAACGAGACGACGCUCGGGGCGAUUAGUGUCGACGACGAUGAAGAUGAGGAGGAGCUUCCGAAGCGUCCGCGGCUCUCGCUCCCUAUUGACGAGGAGGACGACGAUAGCGACGAUCUCCAGCCUCAUCAUUCGGUGGUGAUUGACGACGACAACUACACGAUGCAGUCUAUCGAGAUGCCGCGGAGGGCCAUUAGCGAGCAGCCUGGUGGCCGGUUUUCCAUGAACAGCGUGCGCAUGAGCGAUUACUUCAACACGAACGAUAUGCUGCAUAGCGAGGAUAUUGAGGUAGACUCAGGCUUCUUUCCCCCGACAGCGGUGUUGGACGAGAACAACAUCACGAUAGGGGUCGAGGAGCUACCAUCCCCUGAACGGCUUGAUUCGGACGGUGAUCGGCGCGACCUUGGCCGCGAGAGCUAUUUUGGUAUCGAGGUGCCUGUCGGGGACAUCAACGAGAGCACGUUCAUGAUAGCGCCCCAGGUCGAGGAAUCGCCCAAUCGACCGCCCGUCACGAAUGGCACGCCAACGGUCGACGACUAUCUGCCACUUGUUGACCAUAGGAGUGACGACUUUGAUGACGAGGACUUAAUCGGAGGAGUGCCAGCGUUAGCUGAUGAACCAGUUGAAGGGCCCAGCGACGGCCGGCUUGAGGAGACAGACGUUCAGUUCGCGAGCAUCAAGAGGGCUCAGGUGCGUGGAGCAACCAAGAAAAUCAUCAGGAUCUCAAAACACGGCAUCGAGUAUCCGUCUCUUCCACCGGCCGUGGUGCAAAGGCUGGCUCAAAACUUUGCAAAGGCCAGCGGCGCGAAGGGGAAGAUCACGCCAGAUGCCAUGCAGGCUAUUAUGCAGGCCUCGGACUGGUUCUUCGAGCAGCUGGGUGAGGACCUACAGGCCUACGCCAAGCACGCCGGCCGCAAAACCAUCGAUGAGAGCGAUGUUCUCACCCUGAUGAAGAGGCAGCGUCAGAUCAACCCUAAUACAACAGUCUUCGCUCUGGCGCAACGCCACCUUCCCAGGGAGUUGCUGCAAGAGCUCCGCAUGCCACCCCCUGCUGUACCGAAGAAGCGCCGCAGGACAAAGGGCGGGGCGGAGGAUGAAGAUGUGACCUGA